Molecule: messenger RNA, 2630 nt
Organism: Prunus persica (peach)
Lineage: Eukaryota; Viridiplantae; Streptophyta; Magnoliopsida; Rosales; Rosaceae
Product: diacylglycerol kinase 2
Exons: 8
Coding region: 372-2501 (709 amino acids)
Molecular function (GO): ATP-dependent diacylglycerol kinase activity
Source: RefSeq, a predicted model, not a curated record
UGCGUAGGCAAAAAUGAAAAUCCCGCCCUUUUUUUUCUCUCUCUCCUCCUCCUUUUCGUCUUCCUUUGAUCGUAACAUGUCUUCUCUGAAUGAAAUUAAAAUUAUUAUUUUCUAAAUCAUAUUAUUUGUAAUUAUUAAUUAUUUUGAUUUUCGACCAAAAUUUCCGCAAGCUCGAAAGUCCUCUCUCGUUCUUUCGCUCGUUCGCUGGCUCGCACGUUCACUUUCUCAAUUCCUAGGGUUUCUGUUCAUCCUCUUGAGGUUUCAUAUACAUAAUCUUUAUGUUGCCGAGAAAUUUCAAGUUUUUAAUCCUGGAAAAGGAACGGUAUUGUAAUCUGGGACAAGAAACGAUACUGGAAGUGAACAACUAGGUCAUGAUGGUUGAUUUGGGCAUUUCACUUGCAAGGGUAGCGACUAGCUUGGAUGGGUAUGGUCCAUUUCUUUUGGGAUGGCUGGUCACUGGGUCAUUUGGGCUUCUAGCCAUCAUCUUUGCAUUUCUUAAAUGGCAGAAAAGGACAUCUCUAAAUUGGGUUAAAGCUGCAGCUAGAGCAAAGAAAGAAGUCUGGAAGAAGCUAAAAGUCCCUUUAUCACAUCAUACGUGGAUCGAAGAUAUGACUAAUGGUGAACAGCCAUCCACUUGUUGUGUUUGCUUGACUUCCUUGGUGUUUCUUCAUAACCUAGGAACAAAAGCCUCUUAUCGCACUCCUGUUCAUCGCUGCUCUGUUUGUGGUGUAGCAGCUCAUUUCUAUUGUUCUCAGUACGCAGUAAGGGAUUGCAAGUGCGUGGCACAAGCUGGUUUUACCCAUGUCCGACACCACUGGUCCGAAAGAUGGGUUAAUGUGCAUGAUAAUCCGGAGAUCUCGGCCUUCUGUUUUUAUUGUGAGGAGCCAUGUGGUGUUCCUCUCCUUGAUGCUUCUCCUACAUGGCAUUGCCUAUGGUGUCAGCGCCUCAUACAUGUCAGAUGUCACAACAAAAUGGCAAAAGAAUGUGGUGAUGCUUGCGAUUUUGGUACUCUUAGGAGAAUUAUUAUUUCUCCUUUGUGUGUGAAAGAAGUUGGCCACUAUAAUGGAGGUGGAAUGCUAAGUUCAUACACAGAUGAAAUGCUAACCUCAUCUGUUCGUCCCCAGAAUAGAAGAAAGCGCCGCCAUUGUAAGCAUGGUAAUGGUCAGUCAGCUAAUGGUAACUUAGCCACUGAUGCACCUGUGGAGUAUGUGUUCAAUGGAUUUACUGGUAUAAAGAAAUCCCGUAGUGAGAAGAGUUUUGACUACUUGAAGAAGGAUGAUAAGGAACUGAUUGUUAAGAGCAACCAUAAUGGGUUUAUGCAAGGAAAGGGUGGAACUGUCACCCGUGGGCAAAUUAAGAAAUAUAAACUGGUUGAUUUGCCACAUGAUGCAAGACCUCUUUUGGUCUUUAUUAAUGCAAAGAGUGGAGGUCAACAUGGGGCUUCUCUAAGGAGAAGGCUGAACAUGCUAUUGAAUCCUGUGCAGGUUUUUGAACUGAGUUCUUCCCAAGGGCCUGAGGUGGGUUUGGAAUUGUUCAAUCAUGUGCAUUAUUUUAGAGUUUUGGUAUGUGGAGGAGAUGGCACUGUUGCAUGGGUCCUUGAUGUGAUUGAGAGGCAUAAAUUUGAAUCACCCCCACCUGUUGCUAUUCUCCCCCUUGGCACAGGAAAUGAUUUGUCAAGGGUAUUGCAAUGGGGAAGAGGCUUCUCGACGGUUGAUGGACAAGGUGGCUUAACCACGCUGUUGCAUGAAAUUAACCAUGCUGCAGUUACAAUGUUAGAUCGCUGGAAGGUAAACAUCAAAUCAGAAGCUGAUCCGAAUAAAGUGCAGUCUAAGUUCAUGAUGAACUAUUUAGGUAUUGGAUGUGAUGCAAAGGUUGCAUAUGAAUUUCAUGUAACUCGGGAAAUAAAUCCUGAGAAGUUCAGUAGUCAGUUUGUGAAUAAAUUACGAUACGCUAAAGAAGGUGCCAGAGAUAUAAUGGACCGAACUUGUGCUGACCUUCCUUGGCAAGUUUGGCUUGAAGUUGAUGGGAAAGACAUAGAUAUUCCAAAGGAUUCAGAGGGUCUAAUCGUACUCAACAUUGGCAGCUACAUGGGUGGAGUAAAUCUUUGGCAAAACGAUAUUGAGCAUGAUGAUGACUUCAGUCUUCAGUCCAUGCAUGAUAAAAUGCUUGAAGUUGUAUGCGUAUGUGGAGCUUGGCACCUUGGCAAACUUCAGGUUGGACUUUCACAUGCUAGGAGACUAGCCCAAGGGAAAGUCAUAAGAAUACAUGCCUCCAGUCCUUUCCCGGUCCAAAUAGAUGGAGAGCCAUUUAUACAACAACCUGGCUGCUUAGAGAUCACACAUCAUGGGCAGAUGUUCAUGUUGAGGAGAGCUUCAGAAGAGCCGAGAGGGCAUGCGGCUGCAAUUAUGGCGGAGGUUUUAUUAGAUGCCGAAUGCAAAGGCAUCAUCAAUGCAUCCCAGAAGAAAACACUUCUCCAGCAGAUGGCCCUCCAGCUCAAUUGAUGUCACUCUGCUUCUCUUACCCCCGUCAUCGAAUUUUUAACAAUCCUUUUGUCCUCCUUUUCCUUACCCUUAUUUUGGGCUGGUUUAGUAGCCCUUGCCCACGCAUUUUUGGAAUUGCUUCUUUGUAGA